AUGGAAAAGUCUAAGAAGAAGGUUUUCGAAAGAAGAAGAUCUACUCUGAAGAAGAAAGCCGGCGAGCUCGCCGAUCGUUGCAAUGUCGAUGUUUGCGUGGUCUGUUUCGGGCCCGACGGCGACCUCCAAGUGUGGCCGGAGAACCCGACAGAGGCACAAUCCAUAAUUGGCAAGUACAUUGAAGCAACAAAGGAAGGCAACAAGUGCAAGAGGACCGAGAAGCUUGAUCUCUCUGAUAUCUUGGAGGCCAAGAUAAAGAAGCUUGAAAAACAGGCUCUUGAGGAGGAAAAAACUUGGGACAAUUUCGACAUCAGAAACGUAGGUGGAUUGUCUCUCUGGGAUGAAGAACUCGCGGCAUUAUCGGAGAGCUCGUUGACGGGUUUAUCGGAUUGCUUGGAGGCCAAGAUUCAGAGUCUAACAGAAAGAAUUGAAUUGUUCAAGGGAAAACAAACAAUGCCCUCUUCUGAUUAUUGUGUGUUUUGA
This is a messenger RNA of Morus notabilis, 483 nucleotides long. RefSeq names its product agamous-like MADS-box protein AGL103. The record is from RefSeq and is a predicted model, not a curated record. Gene Ontology annotation, molecular function: protein dimerization activity; DNA binding. The transcript has a single exon. Lineage: Eukaryota; Viridiplantae; Streptophyta; Magnoliopsida; Rosales; Moraceae. Bases 1 to 483 code for a protein of 160 amino acids.